CCGAGCGGUGGCCGCGGAGCCAGCAGCGGGAGCGCUCGCCGAGCGGCCAGUCGGGAUCCCCGCGCCCGGCUCGCCCGCACCCGGCCCGGCCCGGCCCGCAGCGAGCAUGGGCGCGGCGGCCGUGCGCUGGCACUUGUGCGUGCUGCUCGCCCUGGGCGCGCGUGGGCAGCUGGCGGCGGGCAGCGGGCUCCCAGGGGACGUCGACGUGGACGAGUGCUCGGAGGGUACGGACGAGUGCCACAUCGAUGCCAUCUGCCAGAACACGCCCAAGUCCUACAGAUGCCUCUGCAAGCCAGGCUUCAAGGGGGAAGGCAGGAAGUGUGAAGACAUCGACGAGUGUGAGAACGACUCCUACAACGGGGGCUGCGUGCACGAGUGCAUCAACAUCCCGGGGAACUACCGGUGCACCUGCUUCGACGGCUUCAUGCUGGCGCACGACGGACACAACUGUCUGGAUGUGGACGAGUGUCAGGACAACAAUGGCGGCUGCCAGCAGAUCUGUGUCAAUGCCCUGGGCAGCUACGAGUGUCAGUGCCACAGCGGCUUCUUCCUCAGUGACAACCAGCACACCUGCAUCCACCGCUCCAACGAGGGUAUGAACUGCAUGAACAAAGACCAUGGCUGUGCCCACAUCUGCCGGGAGACACCCAAAGGUGGGGUGGCCUGCGACUGCAGGCCCGGCUUUGACCUUGCCCAAAACCAGAAGGACUGCACACUGACCUGUAACUAUGGAAACGGAGGCUGCCAGCACAGCUGUGAGGACACAGACACAGGCCCCAUGUGUGGCUGCCACCAGAAGUAUGCCCUCCACUCGGAUGGUCGGACGUGCAUCGAGAAGGAUGAGGCUGCAAUUGAGCGCUCUCAGUUCAAUGCCACGUCAGUAGCUGAUGUGGACAAGCGGGUGAAACGGCGGCUCCUCAUGGAGACAUGUGCCGUCAACAAUGGAGGCUGUGACCGGACGUGCAAGGACACGGCCACAGGCGUGCGGUGCAGCUGCCCCGUGGGAUUCACCCUGCAGCCCGACGGGAAAACGUGCAAAGACAUCAACGAGUGCCUGGCCAACAACGGGGGCUGCGACCACUCCUGCCGCAACACCGUGGGCAGCUUCGAGUGCGGCUGCCGCAAGGGCUACAAGCUGCUGACCGACGAGCGGACAUGCCAAGACGUUGACGAGUGCUCCUUCGCGCGGACCUGCGACCACAUCUGUGUCAACUCCCCAGGCAGCUUCCAGUGUGUGUGCCACCGCGGCUACACGCUCUACGGGACAACCCACUGCGGAGACGUGGACGAGUGCAGCAUGAGCAACGGGAGCUGCGACCAGGGCUGCGUCAACACCAAGGGCAGCUUCGAGUGCGUCUGCCCCCCAGGGAGGCGACUCCACUGGAACCGGAAGGACUGCGUGGACACAGGCAGGUGCCUUUCUCCGGCCAAGGCCUUCCCCCGGGCCCAGCUGUGGUGCAGCAAGACGGGCGGGGUGGAGAGCUGCUCCCUCGCCUGCCCGGCCCACACGCACUUUGUGCCAGACUCAGAAAACAGCUACAGUCUGAGCUGCGGGGUCCCCAGCCUCCAGGGCAGGACGCCGCAGAAGCGCAACGGCACCAGCUCCAGCACCGGGCCCAGCUGCGCAGGUGCCCCCGCCACCCCCAUCAGGCAGAAGGCGCGCUUCAAGAUCCGAGAUGCCAAGUGCCACCUCCGGCCCCGCAGCCGGGAGCCAGUCAAGGAGGCCCCAAGGCAGCUGCUGCUGGAAAACAGCCACGUGACCUUUGUGACCCUCAAGUGUGACUCCUCCAAGAAGAGGCGCCGUGGCCGGAAGUCCCCAUCCAAGGAGGUGACCCACAUCACAGCAGAGCUUGAGGUGGAGACAAAGGAAGAGGCCUCAGACACCUGCGAGGCGGACUGCGUGCGGAGGCGGGCAGAGCAGAGCGUGCAGGCUGCCAUCAGGACCCUGCGGAAGGCCGUCAGCCGGCAGCUCUUCUCCAUCCAGGUCGCGGGCACCGAGUACGAGGUGGCCCAACAGCCAGCCAAGGCCCCGGAGGGCCAGGGCACAUGCAGCACAGGCCAGACGCUGCAGGACAGCACAUGCGUGGCCUGCGAGCCCGGCUCCUACUUCAGCGGGGAUCCCGGCCAGUGUGUGCCGUGCGCGCCGGGCACCUACCAGGAUGGGGAAGGCCAGCUCAGCUGCACUCCGUGCCCCAGCAGCGACGGGCUCGGCCUGGCUGGUGCCCGCAACGUAUCUGAAUGUGGAGGCCAGUGCUCUCCCGGCUCCUUCUCCGCCGACGGCUUCAGGCCCUGCCAGGCCUGCCCCGUGGGCACGUACCAGCCGGAGCCCGGGCGCACCAGCUGCUUCCCCUGCGGCGGGGGACUGCUCACCAAGCACGAGGGCAUGGCCUCCUUCCAAGACUGCGAGGCCAAAGUGCACUGCUCCCCCGGCCACCACUACAACACCACCUCCCACCGCUGCAUCCGCUGCCCCAUUGGCACCUACCAGCCCGAGUUUGGCCAGAACCACUGCAUCACCUGCCCAGGCAACACCAGCACUGACUUCGAUGGCUCCACCAACGUCACGCACUGCAAAAACCAGCACUGCGGCGGGGAGCUCGGCGACUACAUGGGCUACAUCGAGUCCCCCAACUACCCCGGCGACUACCCGGCCAACGCAGAGUGCGUGUGGUACAUCUCCCCGCCCCCCAAGCGCAGGAUCCUCAUCGUGGUCCCCGAGAUCUUCCUGCCCGCUGAGGACGAGUGCGGCGACGCCCUGGUCAUGCGCAAGAGCGCCUCGCCCACAUCUAUCACCACCUACGAGACCUGCCAGACCUACGAGAGGCCCAUCGCCUUCACCUCCCGCUCCCGGAAGCUCUGGAUCCAGUUCAGAUCCAACGAAGGCAACAGCGGCAAAGGCUUCCAGGUGCCCUAUGUCACCUAUGACGAGGACUACCAGCAGUUGAUAGAAGACAUCGUUCGAGACGGACGGCUCUACGCCUCGGAGAAUCACCAGGAGAUUUUGAAGGACAAGAAGCUGAUCAAGGCGCUCUUCGACGUGCUGGCGCACCCCCAGAACUACUUCAAGUACACGGCCCAGGAGUCCAAAGAGAUGUUCCCACGCUCCUUCAUCAAACUGCUGCGCUCCAAGGUGUCCCGGUUCCUGCGGCCCUACAAAUAACGCCCGUGCACCCGCCGCUCCUGCCGGCAGCGUCCCCAGGGGGUGAGGGAGGGCCCGCCCCCAGCAGAAGCUAAGAGGCGCCAGGGCCCCCGUGUGGCCGUGGGGCUGCCCUUCAGGAAGCGCUGACCAGCCCGUGGAGGGCGAGACCAGCACAGGCAGAGCCCGGCCCAGCCACCGCUCCCAGCGCUGCCCCCGGGAAGCAUUGCUUACAGCAGCCUUUCUCCUUCGCUCCCUCCCUCCGCCUGCUGUUUCCAGGACACGCCCGCUCCUGGGCCAGGCCCUCUGCCCAUGCCCAGGCCACGCAGGCGGUCCUGGCAGAGCACGAUGGGGAGACUGCAGGUGCCCCUCGAGUGACACCGAGUUUCCAGGAGGCUCUGGGAGGGGUAACGGGAGAACUGAGCCAGGCCCUGGAGAGAAGGGCGUGAGGGCGGCUGCAGGGCUUGGAUGAGCCGGAAGAUGCCCACAGGGUGUCCACACCAUAGGCCCCUCGGCCACAGGCCCAGGACCGGCUGCCCUGUGGUUAGCUCUACGGAUUCUGGCGGGACAGAAGGACUGCCCGGGAGGAACCUGUAGAUGUGUGCUUUUCCUCAGUAGAGCGUCUGAGUAUUAUAUAUGUAUAAAUAUAAAUACAGAUAUAUAGAGA
Messenger RNA from Myotis myotis, 3803 nucleotides. RefSeq names its product signal peptide, CUB domain and EGF like domain containing 1 (gene SCUBE1). Gene Ontology annotation, biological process: signal transduction. Gene Ontology annotation, cellular component: cell surface. Lineage: Eukaryota; Metazoa; Chordata; Mammalia; Chiroptera; Vespertilionidae. The coding region runs from base 107 to 3160 and encodes 1017 amino acids. The transcript has 23 exons. The record is from RefSeq and is a predicted model, not a curated record. Gene Ontology annotation, molecular function: calcium ion binding.